Molecule: messenger RNA, 4966 nt
Organism: Bombus pyrosoma
Lineage: Eukaryota; Metazoa; Arthropoda; Insecta; Hymenoptera; Apidae
Product: solute carrier family 41 member 3-like
Exons: 9
Coding region: 1755-3344 (529 amino acids)
Biological process (GO): monoatomic cation transport
Cellular component (GO): plasma membrane
Molecular function (GO): monoatomic cation transmembrane transporter activity
Source: RefSeq, a predicted model, not a curated record
CCGAGUCAUAAACGGAUAUUGUAUGUCACUGUGUAGAUUUACAUUAACAAUUUAUAUCGACAGUUUACAUUGACAUAAUAUAGGUACAUCAACAAUUUAUAUUCAUAAUAGUAAUUGAACGGCAAUUUGCACUGACAAUUCACACAUUCACAAUUUAAAUACAUUUCACAUUAACAGUUAUAUUUAUAAUCUACUUGCAACUUUACAGUUAUACCGACAAUGUACGGUAACUACCUAGGUAUAUUGACCGCUGCAAAUCCCUAACCCGUAUUUUUCUUUUUUUUAUUAUUAUUAUUUAAUCUGUACUUUACAAUUUGUCCAACUGGGCAUUCGGUAAAUUUUUCUAGCUUAAUUUCUAAGUAACAUGCGGAUGGCUACCCCCAGCGGGAUACCAUCUUCGAGUUUCACUAUUUUGUUCCUUUAGUGAAGUCAGUGGGGGUUUCCUUUUUAAUCUUCUUUCAUGAGAAUUUUUCUCGCUUCAGCAGCCAAAUGGUUUGGACCUGGUUUGGAUUCGUACCUGUCGAUAUCUUCUUUGACCGUUGGUAUUCGAACGGUAUGAUAUUCAACGUUCGGACCGUUUCGUACAUAUCGUACAAUAUUCGUGUCCGUUUAUCCUUCUAUUAAAAAAAAAAAAAAAAAAGAACAAAGAGACUUCCUAACAUUAUACGUCCUUUUUUCUAAUAAUGAAUCACUCGCCUCGAGCAAUAUGGCAUAUUAAAUCGCUUUAGACAAGAAAUAAUUAAAAAUAAAAUUACGAUAGAGAUCUUUACUGAUGAUCGAAGAACAGAUGCAACAAAUGAAGGCACGCGAAUGCAAUAAUUUAGAUAAAUCGCUCUUUUAUCUCGAUCACGUACGAAUGCAAAUAAAAUUGUUAACAACCUCGAUCUUACAAGGACCAGUAGCUCGGAAGCGAUUAAAAAAUACGAUUACGCUUCUUAUGAUUAUUUUUGCCUUCUAACAUGAACACUACAUUUAAUUAAAUUCAAGGUUUUUCUCGAAUCAUAUUAUAUAUAUAUAUGCGAAUAAACUGUAUUAGAAACGGAGAGGAGACGCUAUUCCAGACUGAGAGUCAUGGACGAAACAAGAAUUUCUCGCAAGUAAUAUAACGAAUCAAUUAAUGAUAUACGAUCUACGAUCUAUUUACAAUACGCUCCCCCACCACCGUCGGCCGAGAUGGCGCACGUGCGUAUGUCCGGACAACAGUACACCGCAGCCAUGCAUUUGAGUGGUCGAAGUGCCAACAAAUGAAGUAAAGCUUCUUUUAUCAGUCAGUCAGAACCGCCCGAGCGAAACAGUUGAGUUGUGGCGUCGGUGGUGCAUUUACCGUGCGAAACCCAUUCCGUCAUUUUGUUCUUCCCCGGGAUCUCUACCUCUGUGCACCUUUCCCUGUGCAAUUCUCAGAACGCUGGAUCGAACAUCGAUCACAGUGUCCCAUCGUGACGCGACGAAGCCAACUUUUUAUUUCGGCUCACGUAUUUCGGAUCGAGAAGAGUGCCGUACAAAAUCACACGCGAGUUCAACAACGAGAUCGAGCAGUGAACAAUCAGAAGUGGCAAGGUUAAUCGAGUAUCAAAGAACAAUAAACACUUUUCAAGGAAACGUGGACACGCUGGCGCAAAUUCCUCAAUACAUCGUUACUACAUCAAGACUGACUGAAAUAGGCAGAUCUGACGUGAAAGUAUCACAAGUCGAUCCUGCACUUCGCCGAUUUCGUGGAGGAUACUACAAGACUGUCCGUCAACGCCGAACUCGAUAUGGUCGCUUUUCCGGACCCAUCGACUGAACCGGCACUGUCAAACAUGACUGUUAUAAAGUUAGACGAUUGCACGGAUCGUAAUGAGCAUCUAGUAAACAAACCUAAUGACAGGGAAGUUGAGGAUCAGACGUUCACUAUAGAUCGAGACAACGUGUCAAACGGCAAGGAUAACUAUGCGUUAGAUUUCGACAGUAUGGAAAAAGGUAUCGACAACAAACUAAACACAUCGGCCGACAUUAAAGCAGAACCUGAUAUCGUGAAGAAAGUGGCAGAUCCUGAUCCUGACUUCCAUAAUAACACGGGCGGCUUUGGUAACAGACCAUACAGAAACGAGAGAUGGUAUCAGACCACCUUCCAAGUAGCUGUUCCCUUCUUCAUCGCCGGGAUAGGUACCAUCGGCGCUGGUCUGGUGCUUAACCAAGUCAAGGACUGGCCAGUAUUCGGCGCCAUUUCUCAAUUAUUCAUUCUAAUCCCUUCGCUAUUGGGCCUGAAAGGAAAUCUUGAUAUGUGCUUAGCCUCACGGAUAUCCACACAAGCCAAUUUGGGUAACAUGCACGAGUUUCGAGAAAUCGUGAAAAUAAUUGUAGGUAAUAUCGCAUUGGUACAGAUACAGGCGAUCGUCGCGGCUGUUUUGGUAUCGAUCUUCGCGAUCACAGUCAACGCUAUAACGGAAGGCAGCGAGUACACUUUCAAAUGGAACAAUUGCCUAUUAUUAGCCACAGCUAGCGUCUGCACUGCCACGAGCACUUGCUUUAUUCUAGAUUUUGUAAUGAUCGCCGUUAUCAUGAUUUCAUAUCGAUGCAAAAUGAACCCCGACAAUUUAGCUACGCCUUUGGCUGCCUCAUUUGGAGACGUCGUAUCAAUUAGCGUUCUAUCGACGAUAGCAUCAUUAUUGUACGAAAGAAUCACGCCAGAACCGUGGAUCUUAUACGUUAUACUUGGCUGUUACUUUUUAAUUUUACCGUUUUGGAUCUAUGUGGUUCUUAAGAAUAACUACACUAGAAAUGUUUUAACAUCUGGAUGGCUUCCUGUUUUAUCGGCCUUGUUUAUCAGUGGAUUUGGCGGUUUGGUUCUUGAUCAAGUUGUUGACUCGUUCCAUGGAUUCGUGAUCUUUCAACCAAUCAUAAACGGAAUUGGUGGUAAUUUAGUCUCUGUGCAAGCAUCUCGAAUCUCAACUACAUUGCACCAGACAACGAUUAUGGGAAUUUUACCGCCACACACGAAAAUUUUCAUCAGUCCGUGGAAAGCGCUCUUUAGAGGCUCGCUGUACGCGAAAACUGCCAGAAUACUCAUUUGCAUGGCGAUUUUUGGUGAAAUAAUUUUCAUUUUUGUCGCCGAUUAUAUCACAAAUAACACGUCCACGUUACAUGUAUGCUUUGUGGUUUCUUAUAUCGUCGUGGCCGUUCUUCAAGUUAUGCUGUUGCUCUACGUGGCGCAUAUCAUUAUUCACGCUAUGUGGAAACACAAAAUCGACCCGGACAAUUCCGCCAUCCCAUAUUUAACGGCAUUGGGCGAUCUCUCGGGAACAGUAUUCUUAGCAAUAGCGUUUUGGUUCCUCAUAAGUAUACAUCAAGAGUACGGGAAAUAAAAAACUGGCUAAAGUAACGAGAUUGGCAAGCAAUUUUUAUUGCGUGUCAAUUUUUCCCUGGAAGAUGUCAUAUAAUUUGAACGGUGUAAAAUCACGUCGAUGUAAUGGUGUACGAAUGAACGAGACAGUAGGAGACGAAGAUUAAUUAAGAGAGUGAGCGUUUUGUGAAAACGGGUACAAUAUGUUAUUACGGGACGAUCUGAUUGAUCUGAAACGGAUAAAAUAGCAGGAUUGUUUCUCUCCAUUAAGGGACGUUCUUAAUGGUACGUUACUCGCGUUAAUUAGUUAUUACACGCUGAACAUAAUAGAUUAUAGAAAUACUUCACUGUUCUUGAAGUAGGUAUACGAAUAGGAAAAAAAGUACAAUGACACUGAUUCUAAUAUAAGUGGAUCGAGCAAAGUGAUCCAUCAUCGUGUAAUUUAUUAUGAUCUAGUGAUCGUACAGUCUCAAUUAGACGAAGUAAACAAAAAAAUAAAACGCUGCCUGUUAUACGUAUCGACUGACGAUUACUUAGAGUCACUAGAUGUAUAUAACUUUUUUGUAAGUUUUUAAUUAUAUUUAAUCGUAUGAGGCAGCAGAAUUUAAAGUGUUUUAGAUAUAUGUGCAUUGUACUUUCAAUGAAAUAGUAAUAAAUAUGUAUAAGCAGAAGACCUAGUCAGUAUUUUAACGCUGAUUGAUAAUUGUAUUGCGUAGGAAGAUUAUAUAUUAAGUUGUUCCAAAAGUUUCUUUCGUUUUAGAAGGAAAUAAUAGAUGCGCAAUAUUUCUUGUUUUAUAUUAUUUUAUUGAAUUACGUAUGAUCCAUUUUGUUCUAUUGGAACAAAAUUCAGAUUCAAUAAAACAAAAUGAAAUUCUGUGUUAGUAUUAAGUUGUUCCAAAACUCUCUUUCGUUUUAUAAGGAAAUACUAGAUGCACAACAUUUUUUGUUUUACUGAAUCUGGAUUUUGUUCCAGUAGAACAAAAUAGAUCAUACAUAAUUCAAUAAAAUAAUAUAAAACAAAAAAUAUUGUGCAUCUAGUAUUUCCUUGUAAAACGAAAGAAACUUUUGGGACAACUUCAUACUAACACAGAAAUUUAUUUAUACAAUGGCGCAUAUCUUUUUAAAAUAGAAAUUAUAUUUGUAAUCUGCAGAGAUCUAAAAUAGAUAAUGCUUUCUAAUUAUAGACUUAUUAGUUCAAGAUAUUUUAUCGAUAGCAAAAAUUUAAAUAAUCUUUUCAGUAUAACAUAAAAGUCAUGAUGUAUAUGUUAUACAUCAUAGGAUAUGUUUAAUGUUGUAUAGGUUGCAACAAUGUUUUGAUAUUUUAAAGCAAGAAAUAAUAAAGUAAAUGAUUGAUAUAGAAUAAUAUUCGAUAGUAUCAAGAUAAUAUAUAUAAUGCAUUUUAUAAAAACUUGUUACGAAACUCUUGUAAAGAUACAUAAUUGAUAUCUUAAAAUAAAUAUAGUAAAAUAAAAUAUCGUAAAAUGAAUAAUGUAGAAUAAAGUAAUGCUUUUGGUUCCUUAAAUAGUAUUAUUGUUACUAAAUGAUAAUGAAACACUUUCAUAGCGAUCUGUGAUUUAGAAUGAUAUCUGUAAAGAAAAUGUACAUGCAAUUGCACUCCUGAAAUAAAACUUUGUAUCUCUAAAA